This is a messenger RNA of Malania oleifera, 916 nucleotides long. RefSeq names its product probable inactive nicotinamidase At3g16190. NCBI's taxonomy places the organism in Eukaryota, Viridiplantae, Streptophyta, Magnoliopsida, Santalales, Ximeniaceae. The transcript has 5 exons. Bases 9 to 731 code for a protein of 240 amino acids. The record is from RefSeq and is a predicted model, not a curated record.
UUUCAGACAUGAUGCAAUUUUUACAAACACUUUAUUGGAGUCUUCGUUUUUGGGUCAAAAAAUCCAACCAAACUACAGCAUUCUAUUCGGAAUCAGAAGGGCGCCACUGCACAUCAUCUGAUUUUGCUAAUUCGAUGGCUGAAAAAUGGAAGAACACUGCUCUCCUUGUCAUUGACAUGCAGAAAGAUUUCAUACUUGAGGAUGGUUUGUUGCGCGUAGAUGGAGGCAAAGCUAUUGUCCCUUCUGUUAUUAAGGCCGUUGAAGUUGCUAGACAGCGUGGUAUUCUUGUUGUUUGGGUUGUUCGUGAACAUGACCCACUGGGAAGAGAUGUUGAACUCUUCCGUCAGCACUUGUACUCGGCUGAGAAGCCAGGACCAACCUCUAAGGGAAGUUUGGGUGCAGAACUUGUUGAUGGCCUAGUGAUAAUGGAAGGGGAUUAUAAAUUAGUAAAGACGCGUUUUAGUGCCUUCUUUGCCACACACCUUCAUUCAUAUCUUCAGAGUUCUGGAAUUAAUAAUUUAGUUGUUAUUGGUGUUCAAACUCCAAAUUGCAUCAGGCAGACUGUCUUUGAUGCAGUAGCGUUGGACUAUCAGUCAGUUACUGUUAUUGUUGAUGCCACAGCCGCUGCAACACCUAAUAUACAUAUUGCCAAUAUUUUUGACAUGAAAAAUGUUGGAGUUGCAACCCCGACGUUACAGGAAUGGUGCGAGUCGGACAUAUCCUCUGCUUGACAAGUUGAGUGAUUACUUCGCCAGCUGUCUUGUGCUGUCAGGAUGACAUAAGAGCCGCUUCUUUCUUCCUGCUUUGAAUAAAUGGAAUAUGUGGUUGGUUCCUGCCUCAAACUGCUAGCUGUACGAAAACUGCUUUUGUAUACAUUUCAAUUGAUAAUUGCCAUAAGGUUUUUUCAUGUGCUCAA